CACUGGGUCUGUGUAUCCCACAACACACAGCAGUCGGUUUGCUCCAGUGUUCAAUCUGAAGAGACGUUACGGUUGAAGGAAAAAGUGGAGACCCACAACGCACAGCGGCAAAUAAGGACCUGGCCCGCUCUCCUCCAGUUCCUCCCUUCAAGUAUCGCUCGCACUCUCCAGUCGACCGUGGAGCGGUGGAGUGAGAUGCACCCACAGCGCCCGCUGCCCCAGGCCAUGCCCUCCUCAAUGGGCCAAAACCUGAGAGAUGCAGCUCUGAGGAUGGGCCACGGCAGGAAAUUGCUGGGAGGGAAUGUGGCUUAUGGAGUUAUCCAGUCUCUUAAAGAGUGCCUCUACUUCCUGCUCUGCUGCUGGUGCAUCAAAGAGAUGCUGGACUAAGAGAAAGAGCGUUUGAGCAGGUGGAUGAUUGAUCACAGAUGUGUUGAUGCUUUGGCCUGAAUCCAGAUCUCUUCACACACAGGCAGAAACUCGUGCCUCACAAGUCUCUGGCACUCUAGAGCACGCAGGCGAUCACAUCCCUGUCGACAUGCUGGUGGUAUUCAAACAUGUUUUAACUGACACCGUUUGAGAAACUUGUGCAAUAAAUGAAAAAUA
Carassius auratus (goldfish) is the source of this 603-nucleotide messenger RNA. Its product is annotated as lens epithelial cell protein LEP503-like. Bases 196 to 387 code for a protein of 63 amino acids. Lineage: Eukaryota; Metazoa; Chordata; Actinopteri; Cypriniformes; Cyprinidae. The record is from RefSeq and is a predicted model, not a curated record. The transcript is spliced from 2 exons. Gene Ontology annotation, biological process: multicellular organism development.